Gongylonema pulchrum is the source of this 672-nucleotide messenger RNA. Lineage: Eukaryota; Metazoa; Nematoda; Chromadorea; Rhabditida; Gongylonematidae. The record is from the annotation of a GenBank genome assembly.
CUGGAACGUGCACGUUAUUUUUUUCUCUAUUUUGCAGGACCUCAUGAACCGCUGCCGGGGAGAGAUUCUUACGCCGACUACUGGCCAAUUUUUCCAUUUUCGAAUCACUUCCAACUUGGUCUUGACGUCGAUCCAGCGCAAUCCAGGCAUGCCGGCGGUGACAUAUAUGUACCGGUGCCCACUUGGGGUAUCUGGGACUUCUCGGGUCGAGUGUUCUGGCGCGUUCAAGACUACAAUACAUUAGUCGGCUAUCACACUUCACCAGUAAACAUGCUCGGUUUAACCAAAGAUGAUUUCAUUCGACUGAUGUCCGAUCCAUCAAUGCAUUACAAUCGAAAUAACCAACCACUGCUACCGGUUGCAAAAUUACCGAAAGCAUUUGUACCAAUGUCAUGUCGUCCGCCAAUGUGCAAUCCUUACACGCAAAACUUUGCACUUGGGGUAAGUAUUGAACACGACUGGGGAUAUGUGAACGGGCUAGACGGAGAACUCGAUUUGCCGGUUCCAAUUUCUAAAAAAUUAGCUUACCGUCUUCCGCUCUCAGGAAAUAUUUAUUACCGUAAGUACAACUGUCUUGUUCCUAACAAUAUUCUGUUUUUUUUUUCUUUGUUGUUGAAUAUACAGUCUCUACACCCGACAACUUUGUCGCUAUCAUCGUUAAGAAGCGCCUAG